AUGCCCGACGGUAUUGACCUCGAGAGCUUCUUGCAGCACGGAUACUGGCAAAACUCCAGGGUGAAGACGACGGAUACAAGAGACAAUACUUCGUCAUACUCGUACAACAACACAUCUAUACCGAGAUCCUCUCAUUCCACCGAAUACCCGCCCGAGUUGCGACGUCGAUCGUUCUACCCACCGAGCCCCAGUGUCGAGGACGAAUCCGCGUCGAUUGCUAAGGAAUAUGGGUCAAUCCUCUCGGCUUACCCUGACGAGGAGCCACGGUAUCCUGGAGAUCCGGAUCAAUUGCCGAUAAUUUCUGGUCCCUUGUAUGAGCAUAAUCCCGAGCAACGAUUUGUUUUUCUCGGCCCCAGCUCGUCUUCGACCUCGGACGAAGAUACAACCGAGCUGAAGAACAAUGACAGCCAGAAGCGCUCAGUGGAUGAUACCGAAAAGCCUCCGCUCACAAAGGGCAAGGAGCGAGCGCCAGAUCGUGAAGAGAAAAAUGACUGCCAGAAAUUUGUUCUAGUUGCAUCGGACGGAGAGAAGGAAAAGUUGUCCUCGAGACCUGAGACAGAAGAGCGCUCAAAACGCCCUAUUCGCGAAAGACGCAAGAGUCGGCUGGAAGAUCUACCCACCAUCAUCACCGACCUUGACCGUGAUGGGCACGGAGAGUCGCGGCAAAAGGAUAUUCGAAGAUCGCGAUCUGCGAAUGGGAGAGAAACGGGUAACGACGACUACUUUUCGCCUCGUCGCAGUUCUCAGCGCUACCCCAAUGAGUCUCUGCUGUCUCCGGAUGUGACCAAACACUCUACCAAGGGGCGCGAUCGUACAUACUAUGACUACAGCGGACCGAAUUCUCCUAGUCAAGGACGCAGCAGGGCUCAUGGGGAUGACCAUCCUGGAGAACGGCGGCAUUCUAGACGUCCCGACGACACUCUUGACAGGCCAUAUUCUGCGGGACCAGUAGAAUCACGAAAUCCCGAAACUUCACGGAGUGCACGCAAGGUGGCGCAAGAAGGGUCAACAGGCCGGGAAAGCAGAGAUGCACUCAACGAAAAGCACCGCCAAAAUGGGGAUCGACCAGCAAACGUUGACCGGACAGACUCUUUGUCCUCAACCAACCGUCCCGACCGCGAGUCCUUGAAGCCGCGAUCCUUGAGCUUUCGAGGCAAGCGGGAGUCAGACGACUCCAGAUUCUCAAGUGAGGAGGAAGUGGACAGACGUCCCACUCCCCGCCAGCGAGUCAAGUCCUUUGUGCAUGAAGAACGGAGUGGUCAUCUGCAAACACCAACAGAGCCAAAACCUCUUGGUAGGCGGUCAAAGCCAAGCACGCCACUUGCAUCUCCACGUGUUUCUCAAGGGGAGCUAUUCCCUAAUCGAACUGAAUACAAUGAGCGACGAAACUCACGCAGUGCGACGUUCCCAAUGAAUGUCGGUAGGGAGAAUUCGAAGCCUGAGGGCAGAUUUCGUACAGAGGAUGACCUUUCGCGACCAGUUUCGCGAACUUCAACAGCAAAAUCCUCGCUUAGCUCUGCCGUCCCUCUUGCAGUCCCUGUAUUGACUGCUGUUGCCGCUGCCGCUGCCGUAGCGGCGAAGGAGCCUGGGAGUCCAGCCGAUCGCAAACCCUCAGGCAUUCCUCCAUCACAAAAGCCUGUGCCGCAGAAGGCCCGUGUGUCGGCUGAUGAGAAGCCCGAUUCGCGCUCGUCUUCAUUGACGCCGUCCUCGUCUACUACGUCAAAGCGCGAUUGGGAGCCACCCAAGUUUGAUCCCUACAAGGACGGCGUCCACGAUGACAAGCCCAAUGCAUCAUACAGAAGAUAUUCGGAGGGACACAAGGGCAGUCUUCCUGACUUGCCUGAAUGCCCUAGGACAAACCCACAGACUCACCAUGUGGAUUGGCUUACACUGCCAAAAUGCGACCAUUUCAACAUAUGCCCAUCAUGUGUCAGCACAGCUUUCGCAAACACGGAAUGGCAGAAGUCUUUUGUGUUGCCGCCGUUCCGGGCUACUGAUAAGCCUUUAAAGUGUGACUUUGGUGCAUCGCCAUGGUAUCACAUCGCUUGGCUGCUCAUGCACAAGAACCAAAUACCAGAUCUGGGCAUGUUCCAAGGACUGAACAAUGUGACAAGAGAUCAUCAGCCAUGCUCUGGAAAUCAGGAGGCAAUUCGUAUAUGGUAUACCAUCAAGGACCCGGAGACGCGGCGCCCUGUCCGCAACUUCAAGGUGUGCCACCAUUGCGCCAAGAGUAUUGAGACCCUCUUGCCUAGCCUCAAGGGUGUUUUUGUGCCGGUGGGACAGCCUGGGGAAACCUCGCGUGGCAUUUGCAGCAUGCGAAAACAAAAUCAUGCUGGUGCUGGCCGGGAUCGAUUCGUGGUUCUCUUCGAUCAAAUGGAAACGACCUCUGACCUUGCUCUCGCGUCCAAACGCUCCCCAGACGUUCAUGCCCUAGCCAACAAGGUACGCAAGAUUUGCUCGCUCGACGAGUGCUACGGCGGCCAGCCGGUGCGGGAUCGCAAGUGGUUCUCUAUGCGGUCGAUGCCCUACUUUACCGUGUGCGAAGAGUGCUACGAAGACGUCAUUUGGCCCGAGAUUGAGCGCGGCGCCUCAAAUGUAAAGGCCGAGUUCUACAAUCACUCCCAGCGGCUCGACACGGCAGCGUGCCAGCUGUACUCGGACCGCAUGCGCCGCUACUUUCGCGACGCGGUCAAGAAUGAUGACUUGGAAUACCUCAAGUCCAAGAUUGCGCGGCGCAGACAAAAGGAACAAGAGUUUUACGACAGUAUCAGGAGUAUAGAUGCAGAUGCCGCAGCCAGGGGCUGGGACAGAGAGCGCGUCGAUGAUGAGAUUGAGAGAGCAAAGAGGGAAUGGAGGCGGCAUGAAUAA
Pestalotiopsis fici W106-1 is the source of this 2868-nucleotide messenger RNA. RefSeq lists its product as uncharacterized. The record is from RefSeq and is a predicted model, not a curated record. The coding region runs from base 1 to 2868 and encodes 955 amino acids. Lineage: Eukaryota; Fungi; Ascomycota; Sordariomycetes; Amphisphaeriales; Sporocadaceae. The transcript is spliced from 2 exons.